AUGGAAAGCUUGGAAAUUCCUAGGCAAGAAAUUCAUAUCAAUAUCGAUAAUCCAAUAUCGAGCAGUAAAGAGAGGAACACUAACCUCGGUCGUGCCAAACCCGUUGUCCUGAUGUCCGUUUUGAGUAGUCUCCAUGCGGGCUAUUUCAGAAUAAGCCUCUCUCUCUGCAGCCAAGCUUUGUUGUGGAAGAUAAUGGUCGCACCUGGUUCAGCGAGCAUGUCCCAUAUGCAUAGCCAACUCCCAUCUAUGGCGUUCCAUCUCNUGUGGUACCUAGCACUUGCAACACAAGUGUCACUCUNUUUUUUGUAUGCNUUCAAGUGUAUUUUCUUNUUUGACACGGUGAAGGAAGAGUUCGUGCACUNUAUUGGAGUGAACUAUCUNUACGCUCCAUCCAUUUCAUGGCUUCUCUUGCUUCANUCAGCUCCAAUGAUGGANCCACAUAGUGUUUUGUACCAAACACUNUUCUGGUUGUUCGCUAUUCCAGUCUUGACACUCGACACAAAGCUUUAUGGCCAGUGGUUCACAACAGAGAAAAGGUUUUUGUCGAUAAUGGCAAAUCCAGCAAGCCAAGUAUCAGUCAUAGCAAACCUAGUGGCUGCACGAGCAGCAGCGGAGAUGGGUUGGAGGGACUGUGCUCUGUGCUUGUUCUCACUCGGGAUGGUUCAUUAUUUGGUUAUCUUUGUCACUCUUUAUCAACGCCUACCAGGCGGAAACAAUUUCCCAACCACGCUAAGGCCAGUUUUCUUCUUGUUCUUUGCUGCACCAGCCACGGCAAGUCUAGCCUGGAACUGUAUUUGUGGAACAUUUGAUACCGUAGCGAAAAUGUUCUUCUUCCUUUCUCUCUUCAUCUUCAUGUCUCUGGUCUGUAGGCCAACUCUUUUCAAGAAGUCAAUGAAAAGAUUCAAUGUCGCAUGGUGGGCUUACUCGUUCCCUGUCACCUUUCUUGCUUUAGACUCAGUUCAAUAUGCGCAAGAGGUGAAAGACCACGUCGCUUCUGGCUUGAUGAUUAUCUUCACAUCCAUCUCGGUUUUGAUCUUCCUCGGUGUCAUGUUACUGACAGCAGCAAACAGCAACAGAAUACUAAGACGUGAUCCUGUCCUCGGUUCUGAUACAGGUCCAAAAGACAAGCAAAAAUCAUAG
Molecule: messenger RNA, 1140 nt
Organism: Arabis nemorensis
Lineage: Eukaryota; Viridiplantae; Streptophyta; Magnoliopsida; Brassicales; Brassicaceae
Source: the annotation of a GenBank genome assembly